UCUGCCCUGAAGGGAGUGGAGGAGCAGUCAGUUCAGUCCAUCCCGCAACCAAACAUGGAUGAACUACUGCUGCUGACGGAGGAUCAGACGAUGUGACUGUAAGGAUGCGUCCACCGCACAUAUCCCGUUUAUUUCUUCAGUUUUUCUUCCUCUGUAACACAUGGAGGACACUGGCGAAAUCACUACCGACCCAGGGAGCAGUCGAGGUGCUGAUUAAAGUGCAGGUCUUUGACAACAGUGACCUUUCACCUUUAAAGGAAGCCAAAGUUCAGGCAUGUGGUAACCAGACCAUCUUAGCAUCCAGCCUGGCAGGAAAGGAUGGGAUCGUCACGCUGAAUUUCCUGUAUCGACCAGGAACAUGGGUCAUUGUCACAGCAUCAAAGCAUGGAUUUGUCACAAACUCAGCACCCUGGCAUGCCAGUCGCAUUCCCUUAUACGCCUCUGUAAGUCUGUACUUGCUUCCUCAGAGACCAGCCACUCUCCUGCUGUAUGAUGAUGUGGUGCAUUUACUGCUGGGUGCUCCAGGCACCCGGAGACAUCCGUGGGUACAACUUCAGAGGAAAGCCAUCCGGCCGGCCCUAAACGCCUCCCAAAUCACCCUCUCUGCCCUGCUGACCUCCUCCCGCAGUCAGUAUGAGCUCGGGGGCUUCCCCUACCCCCUCGCCUUAGAGAACAACUCAACGGGGCCCAAUAGUAGCUGGACAGAGCUGACUGCUGUGGCUGCAAUGUAUGCUCAGCUCACAGGCCCUAAUGGCACUGAGGUUCAAGUGUCUGAACCCAUUCACAUCUCUAUCCCACUUCCCUCCGACUCGCCUCUCAAGACUGCCACCAGUGUCCCCAUCUGGAGGUUUGAUGACAGGAUAGGUCUAUGGGUGCGAAGCGGUGCUGGCUACAUCAAAAAGGAUGGCACCCAGAUGACAUGGAGUUUUAUAGCUCCAAAUUUAGGAUACUGGCUUGCGGCAUUUCCAUCAACGUUAGGGAGUGGUCUGAAUCCCACUGGUUUAAGGGACAUCACUACCUACCAUACCAUCUUCCUGCUUGCGAUUUUGGGUGCCAUGGCCCUUUUAGUUCUUAUUCUGCUGUGUUUGCUACUGUACUACUGCAGAAGGCGAUGUCUGAAACCUCGACACCAUCGUCGUAAAUUGCAUCACUCUUCAACUCUGGAGAGCUCAAAGAGAGACCAGGGCACAUCCACCUCUCACCUCAAUCUCAUCAGCAGCGGACACAUGGAGACAACAUCUUCAACCCCCAAUCCUGACGGCAUCCGAUCCAUCCUUUCCUCCGACCGCGAAACCCCUCGAGAAGACUUCUACAGAUACGCCCCUACCCAGAGACUACGAGACGCAAAGAGAGGAGAGAGCCUCCCGUUAAAAGCUAUUCGAUCUACAAACACAGGAACCCGAGACCCACUCCUGCAAGACGACUACAGCAGAAGUUAUAGCUCUGCAGAGGACUCUGAUGAACGCAGAUACCCACAUCAUAAUGCUAAAGACAAUCAAGGCUAUUCAUCAGGUCCUCCUUCACCGCCUCCCCUUUUGCCACCAUUUGCUGGCCACUACCAGGAGCAUCGGGACAGCAAUCCUCCCGAGUAUUACGCAUCCCAGCCAGGCGAUCACCUAAGUCGGCCCAGUUCACUCAACACCCAGCCUGGGCAGCUGAUCUUCUGUCACUCCAUGGAACAGAUGAAGGAGAGCAUGUACCACAGCAUGGUGCCCACAUUGGUCAUCCCUGCACAUUACAUGCAUAUGUCCUCCGACCUAUCAGCUGUAGAGCAAGCAAUGGAAAGACAGCAACAGCUGCAGCAUGAUACAGAAGGCAUCCAGGUUAGCUUGACACUACCGCGGCAACCGAGUCAACACCAAAAGGAACAACAGCAGGCCAAGAACGAGGAGGAGGAGGAAGAGUCGAGCCCACAAGCUGAAGAUCCAUCAGAGAAGAACUGGGAAUCUGAACAAUCUACCGCUCCGGUCCGUAUCCCCGUUUUGUUCAACGACUCCACCAUUGCGCAAAUGAAUGGAGAGCUGCAAGCGAUGACUGAGAAGAAACUGCUGGAGCUCGGGGUCAAACCGCAUCCCCGUGCCUGGUUUGUUUCCCUCGACGGUCGUUCAAACUCUCUCGUUAGACAUUCCUACAUUGAGCUGGGCAACGAAUUAAAGGGGACUAGUAGUGUACCCCAGGAGCACCGUGCAGAAAUGCACCCCGCAAGCUCAGGGAAGUCAUUUCAGCGAAAAGUGAAAGAGGGAAGGGAAAGAAAAGCUCAAGGCAAGAUUUAUUCCAAGCUUCCAGUUAUAGACACGCCAGACUCGAGCAGCGAAAGCCAAUCAGCCAUGUACUCACCUGAGGAGAACUCCACAGCCCCACUGCUCAAUGAUGCCUCUCAGAAAAAAGGCGGGACUUUCCCUCGUAAAGGACGUAGUCGAGACGACAGCACCCAAAGUAGCGCCAGCGAGGUCCACAGAGAUUGUGUCACCAGCCCUGACGAUGACAACGAAGGAGAAGACAAAGAUGAAGACGGAGAGAAUAAAAAGAGCCCCUGGCAAAAGCGUGAAGAAAGACCUCUUAUGGUUUUUAAGUAACUCAUUACUGUCCAGGGCACCAUCUUCACUACACCAUCGUCUAUUCGAUGCUCAUCGGAGUUUGAAAGAUACAGAACUGGAAAGGAGUCACAUGAUAGCACGAUUGAAGGCAUGGCACUUACCUGAGAGAGCAUCAAGAAUAAGCACUGAAUCUUACUUGUUCGAAAGCAUCUUAGAUGACCUUCAACUCUUGCUGUGUAGAAAAUGACAUCAGAUUUCAUUCUGGCACCGGUUCCUCAUACCAGAGAGACCUGUAAUUUUGAAUCCUAACUUUGCUCAAGAUGUCUUGCCCUAAUAUUUUCCUUAAGUGAUGCCCAGCUUUUAUAAGAAUGACCACAAUGAGCCAUUUUAAAGCAAAGCAAUCCAUAAGCCUUAAAGAGCUUUUAUUUUGUUUCAAUGAACGAGUCGAUGAAAAAGAGGGCUUUUAAAUAUUUUUAAAAUAGUUUUAUUGUAGUGUUGGAUUUACUCAAACUUUUAACUGGUUUAUAUGACUACGUAGAGCUGAACUUUCAAGAUGUGUGGAUAUAUGUGAGAAUCAUCCAUUUUACAAGUGAAAUGAUUGCUGAAUAAUCUGGGUUACGCAUGUGACUCCUAAUGACACUGUAUUUUGUAUUGUUGGUUAAGGACGCCCUUUUGUACUGAUCUAAAACCAAUGUUGCUGUUUCUUUUAAGGAUAGAUAGGAAAGCUGCUCUUAAAGGAUUAGUCCAUUUUCAUA
Messenger RNA from Paramisgurnus dabryanus, 3292 nucleotides. Lineage: Eukaryota; Metazoa; Chordata; Actinopteri; Cypriniformes; Cobitidae. The record is from RefSeq and is a predicted model, not a curated record.